AUGGAUAUUUUAAAUAAAGAUUUAAACAUUCCUCUAAAAUAUAUGCAUAAAAUUGACAAUAAAAUAUCAAUAAUUGCUCAUAAAAAUUGGUUAUUAAAUUUUAAAAAAAUUGGUAAAAAUAAUUUUUACACUCAUGAAGAAUUAUCAACAGAUGAAAUUGAAGCUCAACCAAGUCUAGAUGAAUUAGGUAAAAAUUGGACCAAAUUAUAUGCUAAAAUAUAUGAUAAAAAAUUUAUAAAUACAAUUCCACUACCAAGAGAUAAACAUUCUACAAGUUCAAAAGUACAAUCAGAUUUAACAUUUCCUCAACUUCUUCGUUAUGUUUCCGAGACAAAUUAUCGUAAUUUAUGGAAAGACUCAUAUAAAAAAUAUUCAAGUCCAUGGAAUCCAGUUGAUAAUCAAAAAGAACAAUCUCUAUUAACACCAAGUAUCACUGACACAUCAGUUAUGCAUCAAGUACUUUCACGUUUAUAUGGUUGUCCAUUGGUUUAUUUAGAAAAUGGUAAUAUUGUUUCAAUAAAUCCAGCAUCAAUAAAUCCAAGAACACAUUGUAAUUUGGUACCAGCAAUAAUAACAAUUGAAACACAAACAUCAUUUAUAAUUUUUUAUGAACAAACAACAAAAUAUUCAUUACAAGAAUGUGUUAUGUUUAGUCCAGCAGCAUUAUCAACUGGCUAUAGUAUACCAUUAUUUUUAGUAUAUCAAUUAUUAAAAUUAUCAAGAGAUCUUCAUGAUUCUGGUUUAGUACUUGGUGAAAUAAAUUUAAGUGACAUACUAAUUUUAGAUAAUUAUACUAUUCAAGUAUUUCCAAAAUUAGAUGACAAUAUUUAUUUAAAAAAUCAUCAUAAUAAUGUUGAUGAUAAUGAUGAUGAUAAAAAAAAAAAUACAUUUUAUAAAACAAAUUCAACAUCUAGACAAUUUAAUUUAUCAAAUAUAAAACCAUUUGAUUUUGGUUUAAAUGAAAAAAUUGAAGAUUUAUGUCAACAAUGGAUUAAUGGACAAUUAAGUAAUUUUGAUUAUUUAACAUCAAUUAAUAAUUUAGCUGGACGUAAAUUUGGUGAUCCAAGUUGUCAUCAUGUUAUGCCAUGGGUUACUGAUUUUUCAUCAAGAAAUGGUAAAAAUUGGCGUGAUUUAAGUAAAUCAAAAUAUAGAUUAAAUAAAGGUGAUAGACAACUUGAUUUAACAUUUGAUACACAACAAACAAAUGAAGUUGGACAUCAUAUUUCUGAUGUAUUAUCCGAAAUAACAUAUUAUGUUUAUUUAUCAAGACGUUAUCAAAAAAAUGUACUUUGUAAACAUGUUAGAUCACAAUGGGUACCUGGUGAAUAUCCAGUAUCAAUUCAACGUUUACAAGAAUGGAGUCCAGAUGAAUGUAUACCACAAUUUUUUAUUGAUCCAAAUGUAUUUAAAUCAAUUCAUGAAGAUUUACCAGAUUUAGAAUUACCAAGUUGGGCACGUUCACCCGAGGAUUUUAUAGAAAUACAUAGAGAAGCAUUAGAGAGUCAUUACGUAUCAGAAAGAUUACAUCAAUGGAUUGAUUUAACAUUUGGCUACAAAUUAUCUGGUGCUGCAGCAAUUAAAUCAAAAAAUGUUUGUCUACAACUUGUUGAUAAACACACGAGUUUAACAAAUUCUGGUGUUGUUCAAUUAUUUAAUUAUCCUCAUCCACAAAAAAUUGUACCAUCACCAUAUUGGAGUAAAAUAGCACCACGUUUUUGUCUAUCGAAUGUCAAAUCUUCACCAAAAAAUGAACGAAAUGAACAAAAGAGUGAAGAUGAAGAUCAUAGUUCUGGUUUUGAUGAAGAAGAAUUAUCAGUUACAACUGUUAAUGUUGCAAGAUCAUCACCAUUAGCACUUAGUCGUUUAUUAAGUAGAUCACGUAGUUCUUUACAAACAAAUGAAGAUAGUCCACGAAUUGAAAAACCACAAACAAUACAUUUACCAAAAGAUUAUAAUCCAAUUGCAGCAUUACAACAUGUUGAAGCAACUCAUACAUUUAUGAAUAAAAUAACAUAUAAAAUUUAUGAACCAAAAAUUAUAAAUCAAAUUGAUUCAUCAAAUUAUCGUCAAAUUGUUGCAACAGCAAGAAUAAAAGAACAACAAAUUAUUGGCUGUUUAAUUGUUGAAAUAUUUAUGCCAGAUAAAUUUCGUGGUAUAACAACAAAUAAAAAUUCAUUUACACGUAGAUUUGAAACAUGUAAAAAUGUAUUAAAUCAAUUUUCUGAUUCAUUACCAAAAUGUAUUAAAAAUUCAGUUGGUUUAUUAUUACAAGUUGAUGUUAUACCAAAAACUUAUGGUAUAAUAAAUACAGAUAAAAUAAAUCUAAAUAAUGAAAUAUUUAAAUAUCCAACAAUUACAUAUAUGGGAUUACCACCACCAUCAUCUCAUCAAUUUUUACAAUCAAUACUUUCAAAUAAUUUAUUUCCAUCAACAAAAUAUUUUCAAAAACUUUAUAGUAUCAUUGAAAUGCUACAAGAAUAUAAAAAUAUUAUUAAACAAUUAAAUUAUGUAUUAACGGAUAAUGAUCCAAAAGAAAAUAUAGCAAAAAUGAAAAUUGAAUAUUUAUGUAAAAUAAGUGAAAGUAAAGUUAAAUCAUUAUUUAGAGAAUUUGAAAAAUUAUUUCCAUAUUUAGAAAAUUCAAUGGAAUCAAGUAUACAAUUAAUUGUACCACAUAUACGUGAAAUUAUGAAUGAACCAUAUUGUUGUGUACUUGGAGCAUGGUAUUUAUUUGAUUCAAUAGCUAAAAUACUUGGACCAAAAGAUACAUCAAAAAUUUUUUUAACAUCAAUUAUUAAAAUUUAUGAAAAUGGAUCAAUACUUGAUUGUAAUCCAUAUGCAAAUUCAUUACCACAUGAAACACUUGCUAAAUUUAAAUCAAUGAGAUUAUAUCAUAGAAGUUUUUUAUUGAGAUUAAUGGUACGUUUAGGUCUUAAAAAAUUUUUAGAUAAUUUUAUAACACCUUUAGUUGAAGCAGUUGGUGGUUAUCGUGAUUAUCCACAAGGUUCAUUAAUUUAUAAUCAACAAUCGAAAUUUGGUAAUUUAAAAACAUGUUAUUUAAAUGGUAAUUUAAAUGAUAUUGAUAUAAUUUUAUCACCACUUGAUGAAGAUUCAUCUGUUGAUUCAGAAAAUAAUAUAACACCAACAAUUGUUAUGACACCACCAGAUAAUGAUAUUGAAGAAGUAUUUACAAUGGAAACUGAAGAACCAACAAAGUCAUCAUCAUCAUCAUCUCCACCAACACCAACAAUUGAUUUAUCAUUAAAUAUAACUGAUGAUAUUAUUGAUGAUACUAUUAAACAAUCAACAUCAUCAUCAUCAUCAACACCAUCUGGAGUCAUUAAAUCCCCAACAAUUCCUAUACCAAAAUCAGAUUUAAAAAGUAUUGGUUGUCUUAUUGGAAGUAAAACAUCUAGUGAAGAUAUACCAGCAUCUUGUUCAUAUAAUAAUCAAUCAAGUUUUACAUUAGAAACAGAUAAAUUAAAAACAAUUGAUCUAUCAAAUGAACAAGCUAAAAAUUCAGAUGAAGAAUUAAAUAUAUCUUUAUCAUCAUCAACAUCAUCAUCUGCUUCAUUAACAUCAUCAUCAAAUAAAAAUAUUAAUAAUAAUUUAAUACAAGAAUCAAAAGUUUCAGAUAUGAGUGCAGAAUCUGUUAUUUGGUUAUCACAUAGACUUGGACCUGUUCUUACUGCUCGUCAUUUAUCACGUAAUCUUUUACGUAUGCUUACUCUUUGUUAUACUGGAAAAUUAAAUUUAACACCAAUUGAUAUAAAUGAUAAAAAUAAUAUAUUAACUGGUGAUAUUAAUGCAAUAAAAGUACUUGAAUGUUUAACAGCAAUAUCAAAUUUAUAUGGUGAACAAAUGAUAUUAUUACAAUAUUUUAGUCAUAUGGCUGAAUUAUUAAUACUUUGUAAACGUAAAUUAACACCAAAUCUUGAAGGUGGUAUUUUUUCAUGUUUAGCAUUAUUAAAUCAUGUUACACAAUAUCUAAGUGAUACAUUACUCAUUGAAUCAAUCAGUGAAAUAAUUGUUAAAUCAAUACUUUAUCCAACAGUUAAAAUAUUAUCAACAACAAAAUAUACAUUUCCAUCUGGUUAUUUAGCAAGAAAAACAUUAGCUAAUAAAUAUCUUGAUGUAUUAUCAAAUUUAAGUAUACGUCUUGGUGUAUCAACAACAAAAACCCAUUUAUUUAUACCAAUACAAAAAUUUUUUUUAUCAUUUGAUAAAAUUUAUCAAAAUAAUAAUAUUGAACAAGAAUUAAAUAUAAAUAAUAAAACAUCAUCUUAUUCACCACCAAUUGAUGAUUCAUCCAUAAAAAAUACACAAAUAAAUAAAGCACAUGAAGAAAUUAAACAAGUAUUUACACCAUCACUUGCACAUAAAGGAUAUUUAUUAUUAUAUAGAAAUCUUGAUGAAACAACAAUGAAUGAUAUAUUAAAAAAUCAUCAAUUAAUACGUGAUUUAUGUGAUGAACAUGAAAAAUCAUUGCCAAAUGAUUUUCAUAAUAAUAAUAAAACAGAAAUAAUAAAUCAAACAACAACAACAACAACAGAUGAUUGUCAAAUAAAUGAUGACAAUAUUAUUACACGUGGAAUUGUUAGUUUUGGUAAUAUGACACUUGUUGGUAAUCGUAUUGAAGUUGGUGAUAAUUUAGAUGCAACAAAUCGUGAAUUAAAUAAUUUAACAAAUGGUCGUCAAUUACGUGGUAAUUGGCUUGCAUAUUGGGAGCAUGAAAUUGGAAGAGCUGAUAAAGAUUUAACAUUUAAUAUUAAACAAAUUAAAUUACAAAAUUUUUUUGGUCAUACAAAUAGUGUAAGAUGUUUAAAUGUAUUAGAUAAUGAAAAUAGUUUUAUGAGUGGUGGAAGAGAUAAAACAGUUAAAUUAUGGAGUAUACGUAGUCAAGGUGAUGGUAAUACUGUAUCAUCAUGUCAAUAUACAUAUACAGGACAUAAAAAAUCAAUAUUAUCAAUUAAAUUUUUAGAAUCAUUAAGAUAUGCUGUAACAUGUGAUGGUUCUGUACAUUGUUGGGAUCCAUUUAUGGGUUCAUUAUUAGGUUGUCCAGAAAGUUCAAAACCAACAAUUAUUAAUACAAUUGCAACAAGUAAUCCACCAUCAACAUCAAUACUUGUUGCAACAACUGAUAUUACACUUAAAAUAAUUGAUUGUCGAAUAUUUCAAUAUGUCAAUGAGCUCAAAGUAUCAAUGAAUCCAACUGGUUUAAUAAGAUGUAUAUCAAUAUCACCAAAUGGUAAUUGGGUUGCACUUGGUCAAGCAUCUGGUUUUAUAACAAUUAUUGAUAUACGUACUGGACUUAUUAUUGCAUCAUGGAAAGGACAUGAAUGUGAAAUAUUACAACUUGAAGCUAUUGAUGAUAUGACUAUUGUAACUUCAUCACUUGAUCAAACAAUUGCUGUAUGGAAUACAAUUGAUGGAAAAUUAAAAUAUCAUUUAAAAGGACCAACUGAACCAGUACAUUGUAUGAAUAUUUAUGAAAAACAAUUAAUAACUGGUACAACAGCAAAUAGAAUUGGUGUUCAUACUGGUGUUGAUAAUAAUUCAAAUUAUUCAUCAUCAAAAUUAAGAAGUGAUGUAUUUAAAGGAGUUCUUACAGCUAUGACUAUUUUACCAUUGAAUAAACUUUUAUUACUUGGAGCUGAUAAUGGUGGAAUUACAUUAUUAUGUUGA
Messenger RNA from Aphidius gifuensis, 5682 nucleotides. RefSeq names its product WD repeat-containing protein 81 (gene Wdr81). Bases 1 to 5682 code for a protein of 1893 amino acids. The record is from RefSeq and is a predicted model, not a curated record. The transcript has 4 exons. Gene Ontology annotation, cellular component: mitochondrion. Gene Ontology annotation, biological process: aggrephagy. NCBI's taxonomy places the organism in Eukaryota, Metazoa, Arthropoda, Insecta, Hymenoptera, Braconidae. Gene Ontology annotation, molecular function: protein binding; phosphatidylinositol 3-kinase regulator activity.